Molecule: messenger RNA, 1038 nt
Organism: Bubalus bubalis (water buffalo)
Lineage: Eukaryota; Metazoa; Chordata; Mammalia; Artiodactyla; Bovidae
Product: translation initiation factor IF-2
Exons: 2
Coding region: 1-825 (274 amino acids)
Source: RefSeq, a predicted model, not a curated record
AUGCCCUUCCUGCUCCCCGCGGCUCCACCCUCCGCGCCGGCCCGCGGGCCAGUUCCAAAAGCCGGGCGGGCAUCGGGGCCCGGGCUGCCUCCGCGCCAGCGACCCCGACCCUCCCCCGGCCUGGGCGCUCGGGCCGCGGAGCCUGCUCCUCCGGCAGAGCGGCCCAGUCUCCUCGGGCCCGGCUCCCGGCGCGCUGCCUCCCCCCGGGGCCCCGCGCCCUCGCUGCUUACCCUAGGGAACCCGGGCGGGGAAACUUUUCCAGGCGAGCGCCGGGGCGGCUCAGGCGCCCCUCGGCCGAGCGGAGAGCCCGGCUCCGGGGGGCCUGGGCUCGGCGCGGUCCCUGCGCCCGGCAGCAGCGUCACCGCGCAGAGGCGGGGAGGCGCGGCGGCGCGGCCUCGGCCGGGCCGGCGACCAGGGCAGGGCUCGGCCUCGGCUCUGGCUCCGGCUCCGGCGCGGGCGGGGGCAGCGGCCGGGCCGCGGCGGCGCGGCUUGUUUACUCGGGCCGCUGUCAGCGGCUGCGGCGGCCCGGGCUCCUCCUCCACCGCCGCCGCGCCCCUCCCCCUCGCGGUGCCACCUCCGAGCUCCGGGCCGCCGCCGCCCCGCCGGCCCGGCCCGCCGCGCCGCCCAUGCCGCCCGGGCCCUGGCCCGCGUUCCGAGCAGGAGCGCCGGGGCCCUGAGGCCUUCCGGGGCGCCUGCCGCCUCCGGCUCCAGCUUGGGGCAGAGGACUUCCCUGGUGGCUCAGUGGAUAAGAAUCCACCUGUCAAUCCAGGGGACAUGAGUUCAAUUCCUGGUCUGGGAAAAUUCCUCUUGCCACAGAGCAGCUAAGCCAGGUUGCACCACAACUACUGAGCCCACAUGCUGCCAACUACCGAAGCCUGAGCACUCGAGAGCCCGUGCUCCCCAACAAGAGAAGCCACGGCAAUGAGAAGCCUGAGCACCGCAGCUAGAGAGUAGCCCCUGCUCGCUGCAACUAGAGAAGAGUCCAUGCACAGCAAGGAAUACCCAAUAAAAAAUAAAUAAAAUGUGUUUCAUUGUUUA